Molecule: messenger RNA, 3222 nt
Organism: Myxocyprinus asiaticus (Chinese sucker)
Lineage: Eukaryota; Metazoa; Chordata; Actinopteri; Cypriniformes; Catostomidae
Product: E3 ubiquitin-protein ligase RBBP6-like
Exons: 6
Coding region: 1-525 (174 amino acids)
Biological process (GO): mRNA processing; protein ubiquitination; ubiquitin-dependent protein catabolic process
Cellular component (GO): nucleus
Molecular function (GO): nucleic acid binding; zinc ion binding; ubiquitin protein ligase activity
Source: RefSeq, a predicted model, not a curated record
AUGAUCACAUUUGAGGGCCGAUACAUCACUCUUGGUGAUCUGAAACGACGGGUCAAGACACGAAAGAAACUGCGUGUCUCUGACCUGCUCGUUUUUAACGCGCAAACAAAUGAAGAAUACACUGAUGAUGGAGCCAUCAUCCCCAACAACACCGCGACGGGUGAUUCUUCAAUUUCGCUGGAGCAGCUUUUAGUGAGUGAUAACCUAAUAGAAGCCAACGCUUCAGAGGAUGACAAAAUCAAAGCUGUCAUGUUUCAGUCCAGCCGGUGCUUCUAUCCUGUUGACUAUGCCCGGCAGCUUAUUGGACUCCUCCCUUUAAAUUACAUCUGCUUCCGCUGUGGAAUACCUGGACAUCUCAUCAAAUACUGUCCAAAUAUUGGGGCCCCAAAAUUUGAUGGCAGUAAACAACCAAAAAAGUGUUCAGGUAUUCCACGCAGUUUCAUGGUGAAAGUAGAUGACCCAAACAGAGAGGGAGUCAUGCGCACCAAUGACGGACAAUUUGUCAUCCCCAUUAUUAAUGUGUAAGUAUGGUGCAAACUAAAGAAUAGUGUUGGUGAAAAAGUUUCAGAUUUUUAAAAUGUCCCCUUAAUUAUUUAGUCAAAAUAUUGAUCUUACCAUGAAUGAAAAAUGUCCAUUUCCAAUUGGUUGAGUAUAUUGUGUUUGCUUUGUUUAGUGAGGCCUAUGCUAAUGGAAAGAAAGAGAGGCCACCUUUCUUGCCCCAGGAUGAACCUUCAUCCCCAACGCAAGAAGAUCCGGUGCCUGAUGAGCUGCUGUGUCUGAUCUGCCAAGAACUCAUGACUGAUGCUGUGGUCAUCCCCUGCUGCAGAAACAGCUACUGUGACGAAUGUGAGUCAGUACAAGCAAACAUUAUUCUGAACGAAAGAGUCUUUUUGACAUUUGAAAGCUUACACAUUAUUUUGGCCACAGGUAUCCGAACAUGUUUGCUGGAGUCUGAUGAACAUGUUUGCCCCACUUGCAAACAGUCAGAUGUUUCCCCUGAUUCUCUGAACGCAAACGUGUUUUUGCGUCAGGUAAGAUCUUGAAACCCUAUUUAAUUGCUUGACCUGUGUCUUCAACUUUAAGAAGGUUUUAAGACAUUUUAUGAUUCUUUCCAAACCAGAAGGUGAAUAAUUUCACUAACGCAACAAGAGGCACCGACGGGAUUUACAGAACUGCAGCUGCUGCUGGAGUACAAGUGCAGAUGCCUCAGCCACCUAGUGUCGCACCUCAGCAGUAUCCUGUGCAGUGUCCUCCUCAUUCGUACAACAUUCCGUCACCUGUCCAUGCAUCAGUCUCACCUAAUGUGCAGGCUCCCUGGAUGGCUCCUGGCCCUCAGCCACCCAAAGCCAACCUUUCCUCAACUGUGCCUUUUCAGUCCAAGGAGAAAUUGUUCAGGCAGCAGUGCAGACUGAAGGAAGAGUGAGUAGAGUUUGAUUUGAGUUUAAUUUGUAUUGCUGUAUUAGUGUUGUAAUAUGUGGCGCAUGUGUUAGUUAGUUAACCCUUCAUAUGUGUAGUUGGUUACAUAUUAUGUACAAGUUGGUGAUUGUGAAUGUACUAUCAGAAUUGCUUUAAUAUAUCUUUUAGAGGAACCUUCAUGUUUUCAGCAAUCUGGAUUGUUGGGAAUACCAUUGUUCUCUUUUUCUGUUCACUCCUCAUAUGAUGUGGUAACAAGUCGCAGGGUUUUGGUUAUACCAGUUUGUUUUCUUAUCAUUUCCAUAUAGUGAUUUUUCAAAUGGUGGGCCCUCAUAUCCCUCAAAACCUCACUUUCAGUCCAGAUCACCACACUCAUCAUACUCUAACAGAGGCCGCAAAGACCGAUCCAUGUCAUGUUCUACAGACUAUCGUUGCUCCAACACCCGAACACCACCCAAGAGGGGUUGGGAUGUGAGUGUGAUGGGCAGUGGAGUGAUGGACAGAGGAGUUUGUCGUUCCCGCUCCAGAUCUCCUCCGAACAAGAAACGCAGUUCCUGCAAUAAAGAUGGAGACGCUUCUCACACGAGGAGUGAUUCCAAAUACACAAGUUGGUACAGCAGGCUCCCACCUUGUGUUGAUGAAGGUUUUUAUGGCUGAAAAAAGACCAGAUAGGAGGGCUUUAUAAAGAAAGUCUCUGACAUAAAAGCAACCCUGGGUCUCCAAGGAGAGACACAAGGUGCAACAGAAAAAAACACAAGGUUCAACAGAAAAACACACAAGGAGCAACAGAAAAACACAUGGAGCAACUAACAAAAAACACAAGGAGCAACAAAACACACACACACACACACACACACACACACAUACGAUGAGCAAACAAAAACCAACAUGAAAAAAUAAAUGUUUGUGUAUACUGCAGAAAUAAGUAUGUCUGUUUUAUUGUUGCUAGUAUUUGCUUUAAAAACAUGCUUUUCUUUUGACUGCGCUAACCUUUGCCCUCACUGUAAGAGAGAAGCUUCCUGAAUUAUCAAAGUUAUAAUGUUAUUUUGUGUUCUAUUCUUCGAUUAAUUUUUCCGGCCUGAUUGAAAAUCCUAGCAGAACUUUUACAGUAAAAUAUAAAGGCACUUAACUUGCCAAUCUGUGUGUUGGGUAAGUUACUCAAAAACAACCCAAUACAAAUGACUAAUUACCUCUCUCUAAAAAUUUAAUCAGAUUACUUUUCUGAUUAUGUCAUCGAAGAAGUAAUAACAUUAUUAAAUACUUUACUUUUAAGUUACUUUCUAAACCACUUUUCACAAAAAAACAAAACAAAUUCCUCCUUGUUCAUUAUCACACUCAAGCGUAAACUCAGCACAACAUGAUUCUCCUUUACGAUGACUCAUUAGAGGGCGCAGGCCCUUCAGCUGUCACAAAAUGCAAACAGACAUGAACAUAAUUCAUGUUUUAAAUAUAUUCCACAUAAAUAAUAUUAUUUUAGAAAUAUAUGGAUCCCAAGUAAUAUACUUAAAAGUAAUAAACUUAAUUGAAGGUCAGUAAAUGUAAUCUGAUUACAAGAAUUUAAAAUGUACUGUUACAUUACUUUUUAAGUAAAAAAGUAAUUAGAUUGCAGUAACUAAUUACUUUGUUAUUACACUACAGCAACACUUUUGCUGAUCCAGGUGAGGUCAGGGUCAUGGUCAUUAUGAUGUCACUGCAGGGCGGGGGGAGGAGUUUAUUUCUUUAUUUUGUUGUGUGUCUCCUAUUACGGACACCCUGGAUUUUUUUUUUUUUUUUUUUAUUAAAAUUUUUAUUGAUACAUAAAUUAACACA